Messenger RNA from Coprinopsis cinerea okayama7#130, 612 nucleotides. RefSeq lists its product as hypothetical. The transcript is spliced from 4 exons. Lineage: Eukaryota; Fungi; Basidiomycota; Agaricomycetes; Agaricales; Psathyrellaceae. The record is from RefSeq and is a predicted model, not a curated record. The coding region runs from base 1 to 612 and encodes 203 amino acids.
AUGGUAUCUGGUGAAACAGCCCGAAUUACCCGCUCAAAAUCCGCCCGCAAGGCUACCACCAACCGCCCACCUCGAGACGCGGCGCGCCGAACAACGGGCGUUCGCAAGGCCAAAGCACCUGCAAGAAGGGUGAAGAAGGAAACACAAAAGAUUGUGUCCGAGUCAGACGGCGCAAACUUAGGUACCGUACACGUUCCCCGGCGCUCUACUAUAGCCAUUCGGUCCAUGCCUCCCAAAUCAGUCACCCCUCAUGGCAGCUACAAUUCAAAAUCAGGAGCGGCAGAGGUGGACUUGCGCGCAAUACUUUUCGGCAGGCGAGGAAACCAAGCGGUGGAGGGUGGUACCAAAUCGCACCAGCUCGAGGUCGGCGUCGUCGAAGAGGACAGUGACGAACAAGGCGAAUUCGAGGUGGAAGAAGACGACGACGAACAGGACCAGCUCGGCGGCGGUGGCAGCAGCGGUUUUCAAGCCUUGCUCCCACCAGAACGCAAGCAAUUCGUCAAGAUACUCACCUCGACCUUCCAUUCUGCGGCUCUCGACAUCGUGGUGACCUACGACGAAAUGCUUGACGGAAUCAAAGCAGCGUUCGAGGAAGAAAAACUGAGGUCUUAG